Messenger RNA from Fopius arisanus, 6719 nucleotides. RefSeq names its product Mon2 homolog, regulator of endosome-to-Golgi trafficking (gene mon2). The coding region runs from base 722 to 6058 and encodes 1778 amino acids. Lineage: Eukaryota; Metazoa; Arthropoda; Insecta; Hymenoptera; Braconidae. The transcript is spliced from 3 exons. The record is from RefSeq and is a predicted model, not a curated record.
AACUGGUCCUUCUGACAGCGGGACUGCUGCUGAGGCUGAUACCGAGUCGGCUGACGGGUAGACACCCCAGAAUUGCGUGUUACGUCCUCCCUCUCUUGGGGUGUAGUACUACGAUGCUGUUGGGUCACUCAAACCCCCCAGAUCCGAACAUCUACUCUGGUCAAUCCUCUUUGGUCCACGGUGUCAGCCGGUGACAAGUGCCGAGCCCUACGUUCCAAUUGGCCCAUUACAAUCACGUGGUAUAUCCUCCACAUCGUCCAACAAUUUCUGAGUCCAUGUGGGUCGUAGAUGUGCAUAACACAACGUCCAAUGUGAAUUGUCCUUCGUGUACUAAUAUCAAAUAAUACAUGUGUAGUGGAUUUCCCUCAGACCCAUUUUCACCUGAAUCUUACAUGUAUCACAAUACAUCGAACAAUACAUCCACAGGUCUACGUUAAUCCACUCCACAUAUGUACAUUACAUACAAUUUAUUAAACUCUUGCCAACUCAUCUUGUGCCGAUCGUUCAAGCGACAGUUAUCACUAAAAAUGAGUAAUUUGCGUGUUUCGAACUGAUAACGUUAUAAUUCAUACGAACUUGAAGACGCGGUGGAAACAGUGGACAUCACGGUGGAAUGAACCAUGAUUGCUGAUGAAUGAAGAAACCAGUUGUGAUUAUGUUUAUCCAUUUUACAAAUACAUAUAUGUGAUUUAAAAGGGAAUUAGUCAGUACAACAACAACAAUGACUACCACGUCAGUCGCACUCACUCCUGAGUACAACAGCAAAUUUUUUGAGUCUCUGCAAGCAGAUCUGAAGGCAUUAUGUGCAGAGACGAAGAAAAAAUAUCCACAGAUUAAAGAGUCCUGCGAGGAGGGGAUUGCAAAGCUCCGAACAGUAAUAAACAAUCCGGGGGCCUCUUCAGUCUAUCAUGUCGUCAAUCAGAUUCUGUACCCACUGGUUCAAGGUUGCGAGAGCAAAGACACGAAAAUAAUAAAAUUUUGCCUUGGAAUGAUGCAAAAAUUGAUAACCCAGCAGGCAAUUGAUCAGAAAGGUGCGCGUUACAUAACAGACACUCUGUGGAUGCUAAUGGAGGUGGGAAUAGAAGAAGUUAAAGUUCUUCAAACAGUCACACUUCUCCUUACCAGCAGUACAAUCGUCCAUGGUGAGACACUGUCCCGAAAUUUGGUCCUCUGUUUUCGCUUGCACUUUACGAAAGAUUCGACUACUAUCAACACAGCUGGUGCCACUGUUCGCCAGUUGGUAUCUCUAGUAUUCGAGCGAGUGAUAGCUGAAGAUGAGUCAUUGAAAAUCUCCAAACAACCUAGACCAGAGCCUGAGCAAGUUCCAACUCAACCGGACCAAUCCCAACCGAAGCAGAAUCAUCCGGAAGACCUGAAGCAGAGCUCAGCCCAAGCACCAAAGGGCCUCGCCCCAUGUGCUGCUGAUGCAUUCCUCAUGUUUCAGGAUCUCGUUCACCUUGUCAAUGCAGACCAACCCUAUUGGCUCAUCGGUAUCACCGAAAUGACUCGAACCUUCGGUUUAGAACUCCUCGAAUCAGUUCUCACGAAAUUCUCCUCAGUUUUCUUCAACCAUCCAGAGUUCAGUUUCCUUCUGAAGGAACGAGUGUGCGCUCUGGUGAUCAAACUCUUCUCUCCAAACAUCAAAUACAGAAACUCAGUGCCAGCUUCAGUCCAGCAAGCCACUCCCCUGGACAAGCCAUACUUUCCCAUCAGCAUGAGACUUCUUCGAGUGGUAUCAAUUCUCGUUCAAAAAUAUCACUCACUCCUGAUCACUGAAUGCGAGAUCUUUCUCUCACUAAUCGUCAAGUUCCUGGAUCCAGACAAGCCUGCUUGGCAACGAGCACUAGCCUUGGAGGUCCUCCACAAAAUGACAGUCCAUACUGAUCUACUGAUUAAUUUCUGCGAAUGUUACGAUUUGAAACAACAUACAACAAAUAUUUUCCAAGAUAUUGUGAACAGUUUUGGAGCAUAUGUUCACAGUCUCUUUGUGAAUCCAGUGCAGAUGAGCCCACAGGUGAAUCCAGCUGGGGCCUCAGCUGUUCAACAGCCCUCGAUGGCCUCAGCAACUCUUCUAGCUGGAAUGCCAGUUGGUCCCGGUGUUUCACCCCAACCUGGAUUUUAUUCUCGAGGCGUCUGGCUACCAAUAGUCGUAACAUACCCCACAGGCCAGGCAAAGCCCAUCUACUUGGAGAUGCUGGAUAAAAUCGAGCCUCCACAAAUUCCCGAAGGUUACGGGAUUAGCAUAGCAUACGCCUGCCUUCUGGAUAUCAUCGGUUCAAUCUGCUUUGGAAUUCUCGGCUCCGACGACCAGACUGGACGAGGCAGUGAUACACACGAGAGUAAUCGAUACAAACCGACCGAAGCAGAACAAAAAUUGCAUAUCCAAUUGAUCACAUCAAGCUGGUGUGGAUUACUGGCUGCACUGAGCCCAUUAGUCGAUGCCAGCACUGACGAAUCAACCACUGAAAAUCUCCUGAAAGCAAUCCAAACAUUUGCAUCACUGUGUGGCUUGCUGGAGCUUCAAACCCCUCGAGAUGCUUUCAUAACAGCAAUCUGUAAAGCUUCAUUACCUCUCCACUAUGCCCUGACAGUUUUAAAUACAAAUGGCAAUGGAAAUACUGUGAAAGGGAUUAGAACUGGUCCUCUAACUCCAACUAGAAGUCAACAACAAGGGGACAAUCAGCCUCAAAAUCAAACUCCAUCACCGCCGGUGCAUCAGGACUCUUGUCACAAUUACAAUCCCUCGAUCGUCGAGCCCUCGGAUUAUCGACAACAAGUGGUGGCAGUGGGGACACCUCUUCCAACUGCUUCAUUGCCGAUUGGGGCUCAGCAUCAGGGCCCAGUGAUGCUCACUGCCAAGAACCUACAAUGCAUGAGAGCAUUGCUAAUGCUCGCUCAUUGUCAUGGGAGUAUCCUAGGUAGUGCCUGGCACCUAGUUCUCACCACCCUGCAGCACCUAGUUUGGAUUCUCGGCCUCAAGCCAUCAACAGGUGGUUCAUUGAAAGCUGGCAGAACAGCGACAGACUCUAAUGCUGUUCUAACAACAGCUGUCAUGGCUGAUUUACCUGUACUCAGUGCCAUGUUGAGCAGACUGUUCGAGAGCAGUCAAUACCUGGAUGAUGUAGCUCUUCAUCAUCUCAUCGAUGCUCUGUGCAAGUUGAGUCAGGAAGCCAUGGAGCUGGCGUACACCAAUAGAGAGCCAUCAUUAUUCGCUGUUGCUAAAUUGUUGGAAACUGGAAUAGUUAAUCUGUCAAGAGUUGAGGUUCUCUGGAGGCCUCUGACCAAUCAUCUGUUGGAGGUCUGUCAGCAUCCUCAUAUCAGGAUGAGAGAGUGGGGUGUAGAGGCAGUAACAUAUCUGGUGAAAUCUGCCCUACAGUACAAGUAUCCAACUCCACUCAGGGACAAUCAGAAGCUGCAGACAUUGUUGCUGGGCCCCUUAUCUGAAUUAUCUUCUGUUAGACACGCAGAUGUACGUCAAAGACAACUGGAGUGCGUUCUCCAGAUUCUCCAUGGAGGUGGAGAGACUCUACAUCAUGGCUGGCCUUUAGUCCUUGGAAUCAUUGGCGCUGUCUCUGACCAUCAGGGUGAUAAUCUGGUGAGAAUUGCAUUUCAAUGUCUUCAACUUGUGGUGACUGAUUAUCUUCCAGUCAUGAGCUGGCGUUGUCUCCCACUCUGUGUCGAUACAGCUGCUAAAUUCGGCUCACAGACGCAAGAGCUCAAUAUAUCGUUGACAGCAGUUGGACUUAUGUGGAAUAUCAGCGAUUACUUCUUCCAAAAUCAGGAGAAGAUAUUGAAUUCUUUGAAAUCCAAUGAGUCCCACGUGGAAAAUAUCUUUCCGGACUUUCCUGGCACAACGAAUAUGCCAUCAUUCGAUAAAUUGUGGAUGUGUUUGUACACGAGAUUGGGGGAUUUGUGUGUAGAUCCUAGACCAGCUGUUCGCAAAUCAGCGAGUCAGACGUUAUUUUCAACGAUUUCAGCGCAUGGGGGACUGCUACAUCAGCAGACGUGGCAGGCUGUUCUCUGGCAGGUGCUAUUUCCACUUCUGGAUAAAGUGAGAAAUUUGUCGAGCUCUGCAAGCAAUGAAAAAGUGGAUACCAGUGGUAAUAUUUUGAUUCACCACAGCAGAAAUACCGCGCAAAAGCAGUGGGCAGAGACCCAAGUGUUGACUUUGAGUGGAGUGGCAAGGGUCUUCAACACCAAGAGACAAUUACUUCAGACCUUGGGAGACUUUCCAAGAGCGUGGUCACUUCUUCUCGAAUUUAUCGAGUACUCAGCGUUGAGUAAGAAUAAUGAAGUGUCUUUAGCUGCGUUGAAAUCAUUUCAAGAGAUUCUCUACAUCCAGAAGAAUGGAAACACUGAAAAUCCAGAGGGAUUGACCUCUGCAGCAUCUUCCAUGGAGUCCCUGUGGCUGGUUGUCUGGAAGGUUUGGUUGAACAUUGGAAUGGAGAGCUCUGUUGUACCUUCACUAUCAGAGAGAGAUAAUUCUGAUGCAAUUAAUCAACAAAAUGUUCACAAUAUCUUAGUGGAUGCCCUGCAACAGCCUUAUGUACCCUCUCAAGCUUUCCUGUCAGCACUGAUUCAAAUAUUUCCAGCAAUAUUCCAACACAUCAGGAAUAAAUUCACAAGUGGUGAUGUUGAAAAAUUGUGUACAGUACUUAAGCACGUGGUGCAGGUUCCCGUUCAUGGAGAAUCAACUCCUUACAUUCUUCCCACAGUUCCUGAUAUUAUUCUGACACAACUCCAGGACGGUGUUUUACACUCGAUGGAUCUUUUGAAGGGCGAAGCACUCAGUGGAGAGACUGAUAAACUCAAUACCAUGAUUGGAUUUAUAUUUUUGCAGUUGUUGGAGUUCUCCAAACUAGCUUGCCAUCCACCCUCAUCGAUGUAUGGAAAACUUCAAAUCAAAACGAAUUACAAUAUGAAUCAAUCUCAGCAGAUACGAAAUUCCUCCAACGAGUGGAUUACAAUGAAUUAUGUUCCUUUUGGGGAGAAAUCCCUGACAAUGGCUGUCAAUCUUUAUGACAAAACAGCUGCAGAGACUGUGGUGAUUGAUCAAGAGAUCUUGAAGCAUAUUAUCGGUGCUCUGAGGAUACCCCUGUCCAUGAAGUACGCAUGUCCCUCUCCAACAACCUGGAAACUUGCCGUGACGAGUCUUCUGACAGUUCUUCAUGUUGGUUUACCUCUAGCCAGGAAGCAUCAGGAUAAAUUCAAAACGAUGUGGCCGGUGCUGGCUGAUACCCUUGACGAGUUCCUCUUCCCUAAGAGUUUAGCAAUGAUCAAGACUGAGAGGAAUCUUGAGGAGAUCCAAGCAGACGAGGCCGUUGACUGCCAGAUAAUGGAGCUACUGAGAGAUCAGGUUCUACCACAUUCCCAAUUCAUCCCUCAGGAAUUCAUACUCAGGAUAGUAAUGCUACUUAAUAAGGGAUCAAUACACUCAGCAACGUCUCUCCAUAAUUUAAAUGCAAAUACAGCUAAUUCAACAGGUUCAGCUAUCAAUGACUUGUCAUCAUCGCCAUUGAAUAACACCGAGACUAAAUUGAGAGAGGAAUUUGCUAAAACCUGUUUUGAGACACUUCUGCAGUUUUCGCUGGUCGAUGGACUCAGUGAUGUUACCGAGUUUCCAAUGUUCGAGAGGACGAUAAAUAAUGCUACGAUUAGUGAGUGUGAGGAUGAGAAUGGGGGGAUUGCAGGGAGAUUGGCAGUGACUGCAUUGCUCCACAGGUUCCAACAGGUUUUGUAUCGGUAUAUCGAGGAUGACAGGAAGAGUGGCAAGUGUCCACUUCCAAGGUACAGAUUAUCAGAGAUUUCGUUCGUUCUUAAGGCAGUGGCAACACUCGUGGUGUCUCUGAAAAAGGCACCGGCUAAUAAAGUGGAAAAAUCCGUGUGGCAGCAGCUGAUUGGACUUUAUCCUUGCCUGGUGGAGUGUAAUCUUGCUGCAGCCUCUCCCCAGGUGUCUCGAUCACUUAGGGAAGCUCUCAUGCAGUAUUAUGAUCUUCUUAGACCACCGAUUGAGGAAAAUUCCGGAGGCACUCCCGCCAAGCCUAAUAAUGGCGUUUGACCUGUCAGUAAAAAAAUAUCAAGACAGGUGAUUCAUUACGGAAGGAGACGAGUCUGAUGGGCAGAUUUUUCCCAAUAUGUCAGGGAAGCUGGUGGAAAAGUUCCGGAAAGGAACUUCUCCGUGGAAAAAUUUUCUAUUCGCUGAAUACGUGGGGGACAAUUCUUGAUGAGUCCAGGAGAAAUUUUCAGGGUGUUCUGUAAAUAUCUAGAGAUGGCAAAAAAAAAUAUGAGAGACAUUAAUCAGAGAACUUUUAUUAUGCAGAAUUUUAUAAAAUGGAGAGAAAUCAAUGUUUUAGAGUGGAGAAGUUCGAGAGAUAUUGUCAGAAUAGUCUGUAAGAAUCUUUUGGAUUAUCUCUUUCCAAGACUUUGCUACAGAAUCGAUUCAUAAAUUUACUUUAUUUCGAUUCGUCGAGUUUAUGCUUACGAGUGUUUUAUGAGUAAGUUAUUGAAUAAUAAAAUGCGAGGCCUUAGUCAAUUUGGUGUUUUACAGUGGAUCUGUUGAUGGGAGAAUUAACGAAUUACAAUCGUCUGUGUAUCUGUAUUGAAUUGUAUAAAUUUGUGUUAAUAAUUUAUAUUGUUUUUAAGUACAUUUAGGUUUAUUGUAAUGAAAUGUUGUAGAUAUCUAUCUAUGAAUGAAGAUUAAAAGUGAUAAUGUGAGAUGA